ACGCCCCGGCUCGGGACUGUGGGCAGGCCGCCCGACCCGCUGAUAGCGGAGACAGCGCAGAGUGCGGGCUGCCGCCGUCCCGGGGUGGGGCAGGGUAAGGCGGGGGCGCGGCGCUACCCUCCCCUUUCGCUGAAAGGGGGAGCGGAGCUAGGCGGGAAGCCGGCGCCGGCCGCCCGUUUGCCUCCGGCUGGCCGGAGCCAUGCGGAGCUGUGGGACGGCGAGGAGGGUUGCGGGUUGUGUUGCCCCGCUGCUGCUGCUGCUAUGGCAGUGCCUGCCGACGGCCCGGCCUUACAACUUGGACACUCAGCACCCACUGCUCUUCCAGGGGGGCAACGGGACCCUCUUCGGGUACUCGGUUCUCCUUCACCAACACGGCGAGGAGAAAUGGCUAGUGGUGGGCGCGCCGCAGGCCAGCUGGCCCACCAACAUCUCGGUCGUCAACCCGGGGGCCAUUUUCCGGUGCCGGAUAGGGGGGAACCCCCGCGGGCGGUGCGAGCAGCUCCAGCUGGGCAACCCCAAUGGAGAGUACUGUGGGAAGACUUGUUUGGAAGAGCGUGAUAAUCAGUGGCUGGGUGUCAGUUUAUCGAGGCAGCCAAAAGAAAAUGGAUCUAUCGUUGCCUGUGGACAUAGAUGGAAAAAUAUCUUUUACAUAAGAACUGAACACAAACUCCCAUAUGGUAUUUGUUUUGCUGUCCCUUCUGAUUUUCGAACUGAACUGAGCAGAAGAAUAUGCCCAUGCUAUAAAGAUCAUGUGCGAAAGUUGGGAGAAGACCAUGGGUCGUGCCAGGCUGGAAUGUCUAGUUUUUACAUUGAGGACUUAAUUAUAAUGGGAGCCCCUGGAUCAUUUUAUUGGACUGGUUCUGUUUUUAUAUACAACACAACAGCAAAUAAAAUCCAUGGUUAUACAGAUUCAAAUAACCAAGUGAAGUUUGGCAGCUAUCUAGGAUACUCUGUUGGGGCUGGACAUUUUCUGACAUCAGCCAGUACAGAAGUAAUUGGAGGGGCUCCCCAACAGGAACAGACUGGUAAAGCAUAUAUUUUUAGCAUUGAGGAGGACCUAAAUAUUCUGUUUGAACUAAAGGGUAAAAAGCUAGGUUCUUACUUCGGAGCUGCAGUUUGUGCUGUGGACCUGAAUUCAGAUGGCCUCUCAGACUUGCUGGUUGGUGCUCCAAUGCAAAGUACUAUCAGAGAAGAGGGAAGAGUUUAUGUCUAUAUCAAUUCAGGUUCUGAGGCAAAGAUGGUAGAACUGAACAUAGAGCUGAGUGGGAGUGACUCAUACGCAGCCAGGUUUGGAGAGUCCAUAGCCAAUCUAGGAGACAUCGAUAAUGAUGGCUUUGAAGAUGUAGCAAUUGGGGCUCCACACGAAGAUGAUCUAAAAGGGGUUAUUUAUAUAUACAAUGGCAGGGAAGAUGGAAUAACACCAUCAUUUUCACAGAGAAUACAAGGACAUCAACUCAGUAGUUCUUUAAGCAUGUUUGGACAAUCCAUAGCAAGUGCAAUUGAUGUAGAUAACAACGGUUAUCAAGAUGUAGCAAUUGGUGCAUUUCUCUCAGAUUCUGCUGUGGUGCUGAGAACAAAACCAGUGGUAAUUGUUGACGCUUCUUUAAAACAUCCAAGUUCAAUAAAUCGCACUAAUUUAAACUGCAUGGAAAAUGACCAGCCUGCAGUCUGUAUGAAUUUGAAGAUAUGCUUUACCUAUACAGGACGAGAAGUGCCUGGAUAUAUUGUGCUGCUUUAUAAUCUGAGUGUUGAUGUGAACCGAAGAGUAGAUACACAAGCAAGAUUUUACUUUUCCUCCAAUGGAACAUCUGAUACAAUCUCAGGAAAUGUAAAGAUUUACAGCAAGAAUACUGCCUGCAAAGAUCAUCCAGCAUUUAUGAGGAAAGAUGUAAGGGAUAUCUUGACUCCUGUACAUGUUGAAGCAAGUUAUCAGCUGAGGCAUCAUAUUCUACAAAAGAGAAAUAGUCAAGAAUUUUCACCACUUCAGCCUGUUCUUCAACAGAGGAAAGAGAAAGAUGUUAUAGUAAGCAAGUUUGUUUUUGCAAGAUUUUGCUCCCAAGAAAAUUGUUCUGCUGACUUGAGAGUUUCUGGGAAAAUUGCUUUUCCAAAGCCUCAUGAUAAGAAAACAUAUCUUGCUGUUGGAAGUAUGAAGACUUUGUUGUUGAACAUUUCUCUGCUCAAUGCUGGAGAUGAUGCGUAUGAAACUGUUCUCCACAUUCAAAUCCCUAAAGGUCUUUAUUUCAUCCGAAUUUUAGAAUUGGAAGAAAAACAGAUACAUUGUGAUGUAUUAGAUAAAGAAAUUCAUGCAGUGAAACUUGAGUGCAGCGUUGGUUGUUUAUAUGUAGAUCAGAAAUCAAAGCUGGAUUUUAGUUUUCUCUUGGAUGCAAGCUCAUUUACCAGAGCAGAAGAAGACCUCAACAUCAUCAUUAAUGCUACCUGUAAAAAUGAAGAUGGGAGCAUGUUGCUGGAUAACACGCUAACUUUAGCUGUACCUCUAAAAUAUGAGACCGAGUUAAAUGCUCAUGGAUUCGUAUCACCGGCUUCGUUUGUUUAUGGAACAAAUGAGAAAGAUUCCCCACUUACGUGUAUGAAGGAGAGUAUCAACUUCACUUUCCAUGUUAUCAGUGCAGGACCAAGCAUGGCUCCAAAUACAGCCUUAGAAAUAAUGAUACCUAAUGCUUUUCCACCCAAUAACUUCAGAUUAUUCAACACAUUGGAUAUCAAGACAACAGUUGGAGAGUGCUCCUAUAAUAAAUAUUCCAGAAACUGUAGUGUGGCAGAAAAAAAUGAAAACAUAUUAAAGGAUGUUGUCACAUUCUUUUCAAAGUCUGCUAAGAGACAAAUGUACUGCAUGAAAAAUGACAACUUUUGCUUACAAAUAUAUUGCAAGCUUGGAAACAUGGAAAGUGGAAAAGAAGCAACCAUUCAGUUGCAUCUAGAGGCAACUCCUUCACUUUUAGAAAUGGAUGAUGCAUCAGCAUUGAAGCUUGAAGUAAGAGCAACAGCCUCACCAGAAAAAAAUGCAAAAGUUAUUGAACUACAUGAGGACAAGCAAGUUGCAUACGUCUAUUUGGAAGGAGUGCAUCACCAAAUGCCCAAAUACCGUGUUACUGUGCUAAUAAUUGGAACAGGCUUAAUAGUUGGUGUUGCCUUGUUUUUGCUUCUUUCAUUUAUAUUAUGGAAGAUUGGCUUUUUCAAAAGGCAAUACAAACAAGUCCCUCAAGACAAUAACAGAAGAGACAGCUGGAGUUUCACAAGUGGGAACAAAGAUGGCUAAGAUGGCAAAUAAAUGUUUGAUUUUAAAAUGAAGACUUUCAGAUUCAAGUUAAUUUGCAGGAGAAACAUCAGAAACAAGAAAUUGGUCUUGAGCUCACUUGCUCUUACAAAAUGCAUUUUGUUUCCUUGAACUCUACGGAGGACUAUACCUUAGAGCACUCUUGCUUUUCUAAUAUGAAAAUGUUAAACCAAUUUGUUUUGAAGUCUUAGAGUAAUAUUUGAAAUGCCAUAUAUCUAUCUGGUUUCAAACAGACAACACUAAAGAUAAAGAGGAGAAGAAUUACUUACCAGAAAGAAUAAUUUCUAGAAGGUAAUCACAUUUUGCGAGUCCUGGAAAAUAAGAUCUCAGACAUAUCAGCACAACUUAUUCUAUUAAUUUUCAAGUCUUAAUAUUUUUUUUAAUUAGCCAUUCAAAAAGAAAUCCUCCUGUAUCUUGCUUUGGCAAUUUUACAAGGGUAAAUUAGCUUAAAACAAUAGGAGGACUGCAAGCAGAGCACAAGAAUGUAGGAAACAGCUAUUGGAAGCUGUCUGAAGGGAACCUCAUAAGCUUUUUGGCUUCACAGGCACAGCCAUAACACUGCAGAGACUUAGACACCCAGGCAAGGCAGAACCAGGAAGGUCAAAGGCAGUCUAGAGCAGGGAAUUCUGUGGGGUAGCCUGGAGAUGCAGCACAGAAUCCUCUCUCAGUGUUGGAAAGAGAUUUGUAUUGGAGAUUGUAAUUUGUAGCCAUCAUUCACGUGGUACUUGCAAGCAUGACAGAAUUACUUGUUCUGUCUUUUCCUCAGGUAUUGCUGCCAUGAUGUUUUGGACUUCUCCAAUGAAAUAUUUCUAUGUGGGUUUUUUUAAAGCAAGUAUUUAUUUCUAUUUAUUUGAAGAUUUUUCUAUAGUACUUAGCAUAGUAGUAUUUAGUAUUGGCAUUCUUCUGGGACCUGGGAGAAAAAAAGUCACGCUCACAUGAUGACAGAACAGAACCACAUACCAAAAGUACUCCAAAGGCCAACCUUGCUGGGCCAAAUUUUAUCUUCAGAUGUGCCAGCUGAAAUUACUUAAUAAAGAAGCUGUUUGGAGAGCUACCUUGGGUUCCUGUGAUGUUGUCAGAUAAAUACCUUCCAAACAGGCAUCCUCAGGAGUCACUCAGCAGAAAGGCAAAUGACUGAAUUCAAUGACAUGGUUCAAAGCACUGCUCUGCUACUACAGGAAGUUUCUUCAGGUAGAUAAGUUUGCACUGCCACCUAGCUUUGGUGAAAUAGUACAAUCCAGGGGAAAAGAAAAAAUGUUACUUUGCUCCCCAGUACAGCUGCAGAACUUCUUCAAUAACUGAAUCUAUUGCAGCAGCCGGAUGCAACAGCGCCUUUCUUGGGAUGCCUUUGAUGUCUUUCUGAACUGCAAGGAAAAUUGAAUGUAGUAUGUACAUACACUUUGAAGCUGCACCAUCAUACAGGACUUAGCCUGAGACUCAAAAGCAAUACAGAGUGCCUUUAACAAGCACUUCUGCUAAUAGGGUGUUUGGUGCCAUAAAAGCCAAUAUCCACAGAUUCUAAAGGUAUUGGGGACCAUUUUGUAAUUUCCUUUCACUUCAUUUGAUGCCAAAGACGUGGAUCUCUAAAGUAAUUUUUUUAAUCUUCUGCAGUGUAAGGACAAAUGAAUGUGCAUAUAUUUUUUACAAAAAUCAAAAUAAAGUAUGUGAAGAAUUAAA
Pezoporus occidentalis (night parrot) is the source of this 4972-nucleotide messenger RNA. RefSeq names its product integrin subunit alpha 4 (gene ITGA4). Gene Ontology annotation, cellular component: external side of plasma membrane; integrin complex. The transcript is spliced from 28 exons. Gene Ontology annotation, molecular function: integrin binding. Lineage: Eukaryota; Metazoa; Chordata; Aves; Psittaciformes; Psittacidae. The record is from RefSeq and is a predicted model, not a curated record. Gene Ontology annotation, biological process: cell-matrix adhesion; integrin-mediated signaling pathway; cell-cell adhesion. The coding region runs from base 200 to 3277 and encodes 1025 amino acids.